AUGGAGGAAUCCUUCGAUCUGAUUGACAUGGGAGAGGAGAUAUUUGCCAUUUCAAGCUCUUCCGCUGCUGAUACCGCGUUUGAUGUCGCCAUUGGCUGCAUAGAGGACAUUAUUGUGGAAGAUGGGUUUCAAAAGCUUCAACAAAGCUUCAUGGAGAAAUAUUACCGAGAGUUUGAUAUUUCAGAAGAGAAUAAGCUUGAAUACACACAGAUAUUCAAUGAUUAUGUUGAUCUGCUGGAGAAGCACUUAGAACAGCAGCUUUUGGAAAGAAUACCAGACUUCAACAUGAAUAACUUCAUUCAACUUCUAAUGCAACACAAAGAAGAGGUUCCAGGUGAUAUCUUUGACGUGAUACUUCCAUAUACAGACUUCAUUGCCUUCAAAGAGAUGUUUCUUGAAUACAAAGCUGACAAAGAAGGUAGCUGUGUGGAUCUUGGACUAGUCGUGACGCCGCUGGUGACUUCUCAUAGAAAACACUGCAGCUCGAGUAAAUCUCAGUGA
This is a messenger RNA of Knipowitschia caucasica, 501 nucleotides long. Lineage: Eukaryota; Metazoa; Chordata; Actinopteri; Gobiiformes; Gobiidae. The record is from the annotation of a GenBank genome assembly.